This is a messenger RNA of Cajanus cajan (pigeon pea), 4636 nucleotides long. The record is from RefSeq and is a predicted model, not a curated record. NCBI's taxonomy places the organism in Eukaryota, Viridiplantae, Streptophyta, Magnoliopsida, Fabales, Fabaceae.
GGUUAAAGUCAAACAUGCAUAUUCUCCCGUUCCUUCCUCAAUCUCAAUAUAUAUCCCAACACAUUCACCAAGAGGGAAAGGACCCCACACAAAACAUCGCCAAAACAAACUGAUCCAGUGAUAGUUUUUGUUUCUGAGAUUAAUUGCAUUAAAGUUAUAACUUUUUUUUUUCUUUUUCUGGUGGCAUCAUGGAGGGUGGCGGGAGUUUCAGGAUUGAAAGUUCAUCCAUUUGGAGGGACAGUGACGCCAAGAUAUUCUCAAACUCUAUCCACCAACAGGAGGACGAUGAAGAGGCUCUCAAAUGGGCUUCCAUUCAGAAACUUCCCAUUGUUUCACGUUUGAGGAAGGCUUUGCUCACUUCACCAAAUGGGGGAACCAAUGAGAUUGAUGUACACAAACUUGGGUUGCAAGAAAAGAGAGCUUUACUUGAAAAACUUGUGAAAACUGCUGAAGAGGACAAUGAGAAGUUUUUGCUCAAGCUCAGGGAUAGAAUUGAUAGAGUUGGACUCGAUCUUCCUACUAUAGAGGUUCGGUUUGAGAAACUGAACGUCGAAGCAGAAGCUCGAGUAGGAACUAGAGCUUUGCCUACCUUAACUAACUUCAUGGUUAAUAUAGUGGAGGGGCUCUUGAACUCUCUUUAUAUACUUUCAAGAAGAAGGCAACAUAUAAAUAUUCUCCAGGAUGUUAGUGGAAUAAUAAAGCCUGGCAGGAUGACAUUGCUUUUGGGCCCUCCAAGUUCUGGGAAAACCACACUAUUGUUGGCCUUGGCUGCAAAACUUGAUCCAAAAUUAAAGUUUUCUGGAAAGGUGACUUAUAAUGGUCAUGGGAUGGAUGAGUUUGUACCCCAAAGAACUGCUGCUUAUGUCAAUCAAAAUGAUCUUCAUGUUGCAGAAUUGACAGUCAGAGAAACCUUGGCCUUCUCAGCAAGAGUCCAAGGAGUUGGAAGUCGUUAUGAUUUGCUUGCAGAAUUGUCCAGAAGAGAAAAAGAGGCAAAUAUCAAGCCUGAUCCAGAUAUUGAUGUCUACAUGAAGGCUGUAGCAACUGAAGGGCAGAAGGCAAGUUUGAUAACAGAUUAUGUCUUAAGGAUUUUGGGACUGGAGGUCUGUGCUGAUACUAUUGUAGGAAAUGCAAUGUUAAGAGGGAUCUCUGGCGGACAAAGGAAACGCGUUACAACAGGAGAGAUGCUGGUUGGACCAGCAAAAGUUCUAUUCAUGGAUGAAAUAUCUACCGGUUUGGAUAGCUCAACAACUUAUCAAAUCGUGAAUUCACUCAAGCAAAUUGUUCACAUUUUCAAAGGAACCGCUGUCAUCUCACUCCUGCAGCCAGCACCAGAGACUUACAAUCUUUUUGAUGACAUUAUUGUACUCUCUGAUAGUCACAUUGUGUACCAGGGUCCUCGUGAAUACGUGCUUGAAUUUUUUGAAUCAAUGGGUUUCCAAUGUCCUGAGAGGAAAGGUGUGGCUGAUUUUUUGCAAGAAGUAACAUCAAGGAAAGAUCAGGAGCAGUACUGGUCACACAAAGAUCAGCCUUAUAGAUUUGUCACAGCCAAACAUUUCUCAGAGGCACAUAAGUCAUUUCAUGUUGGGAGAAGACUUGGUGAAGAACUCGCUACUGAAUAUGACAAGUCUAAUAGCCACCCAGCUGCUUUGACAACAAAAAAGUUUGGAGUGAGAAAGUGGGAACUGUUAAAAGCAUGCUUAUCAAGAGAAUAUUUACUUAUAAAACGCAAUUCAUUUGUUUACACCUUCAAGCUUAGCCAACUUGCUUUAAUGGCAUUUAUUGCCAUGACUAUUUUCCUCCGGACUGAGAUGCACAGAGAUUCAGUGACUGAUGGCGGCAUAUAUGUGGGUGCGUUGUUCUAUGGCGUUGUUGUGAUUUUGUUCAAUGGAUUAGCUGAACUUUCCAUGGUCGUUUCAAGGCUUCCUGUUUUCUACAAGCAAAGGGAUGAUCUGUUUUUUCCUUCAUGGGCAUAUGCUUUUCCUGCAUGGAUCCUAAAAAUCCCCAUGACUUUUGUGGAAGUGGGCGUUUGGGUAUUUCUCACCUAUUAUGUCAUUGGCUUUGAUCCACAUGUUGGAAGAUGUCUUAGGCAAUACCUUGUUCUUGUACUAGUAAACCAGAUGGCUUCAGCAUUAUUCCGAUUAAUUGCAGCAGUUGGGAGGGAAUUGACAGUAGCUGUAACACUUGGGUCGUUUUCACUGGCCACCCUUUUUGCUAUGAGUGGUUUUAUCCUAUCCAAAGACAAAAUAAAAAAAUGGUGGCUAUGGGGCUUCUGGAUAUCACCUAUGAUGUAUGGACAAAAUGCUAUGGUAAAUAAUGAGUUCCUAGGGAACAGAUGGAAACAUGUUCUACGUAACUCAACAGAGCCGCUUGGAGUUGAAGUUUUGAAAUCUCGGGGAUUCUUUACUCAGUCAUACUGGUACUGGAUAGGUGUUGGGGCUUUGAUUGGAUAUACAUUACUUUUCAACUUUGGCUACAUCCUCGCUCUAGCAUACUUGAGUCCACCCGGGAAGCAUCGAGCUAAUAUAUCAGACGAACCUGAAAGCAAUGAGCAGAAUGGUUGUAGUAAUAAAGGAACUAAUUUGAUGAGGAACAAAAAAUAUAGCUUUUCUCAGCAAUCAAACAGAGUGAGAAAUGAUAGAAGUAUAAGUGGAAGCACAUCUUCUCGUACUUUACCCACUAGUAAAAGAGGAAUGGUUCUCCCUUUUGAACCACAUUCCAUCACCUUUGACGAAGUAAGAUACGCCGUGGACAUGCCACAGGAAAUGAGGAACCGAGGUGUCGUGGAGGAUAAAUUGGUGCUUUUGAAGGGUAUCAGUGGAGCUUUCAGGCCAGGUGUUCUCACUGCUCUAAUGGGUGUCACUGGUGCAGGCAAAACAACUCUGAUGGAUGUACUUGCUGGUAGGAAAACAGGAGGAUAUGUUGGAGGAAAUAUCACAAUCUCUGGCUAUCAGAAGAAGCAAGAAACAUUUGCAAGGAUUUCUGGCUACUGUGAGCAAAAUGACAUCCACUCUCCUCAUGUUACCGUCUAUGAAUCCUUGCUCUAUUCAGCUUGGCUCCGAUUGUCCCCAGACAUCAAUGCUGAACCCAGGAAGAUGUUUGUUGAAGAAGUCAUGGAACUUGUGGAAUUAAAACCACUAAGGAAUGCAUUAGUUGGAUUGCCUGGUAUUAAUGGUCUGUCCACAGAGCAACGCAAAAGGUUGACAAUUGCUGUUGAACUUGUGGCAAAUCCUGCUAUAAUAUUGAUGGAUGAGCCAACUUCUGGGCUAGAUGCAAGAGCUGCAGCUAUUGUCAUGAGAACAAUUAGGAACACAGUUGACACAGGAAGAACAGUUGUUUGUACCAUCCAUCAGCCUAGCAUAGACAUAUUUGAAUCUUUUGAUGAGCUUUUGCUAAUGAAGCAAGGAGGACAAGAGAUAUAUGUGGGACCACUUGGACAUCAUUCUUCCCAUUUGAUUAGUUACUUUGAGGGAAUCCAUGGCGUCAAUAAGAUUAAAAAUGGAUAUAAUCCGGCAACAUGGAUGUUGGAAGUCACGACUUUGGCAAAAGAAAUGGAAUUGGGAAUUGAUUUUGCUGAGGUGUACAGAAAUUCUGAUUUAUACAGGAGAAACAAAGUUCUUGUUAAAGAAUUGAGUACUCCAACUCCUGGUUCAAAAGACCUUUAUUUUCCUUCACAAUACUCAACUUCCUUCUUCACCCAAUGCAUGGCUUGCUUAUGGAAACAACAUUGUUCAUACUGGCGAAAUUCUCAAUACACUGCUCUAAGAUUUCUUUACUCAACUACUGUAGCUGUUUGGCUUGGGAGCAUGUUUUGGAACCUUGGCUCCAAAAUUGAAAAGCAACAUGAUCUUUUCAAUGCCAUGGGUUCCAUGUAUGCUUCUGUUCUCCUUCUUGGUGUUAAGAAUGCUAAUGCAGUGCAGCCAGUGGUUUCUGUUGAGAGAACAGUCUUUUAUAGGGUAAGAGCAGCUGGAAUGUAUUCAGCAUUUCCAUAUGCUUUUGCUCAGGUUCUGAUUGAGCUUCCCUAUGUACUUGUACAAGCCUUGGUCUAUAGCAUUAUAAUUUAUGCCAUGAUUGGUUUUGAGUGGAGUGUCGCUAAAUUUUUGUGGUGCUUAUUCUUCAUGUACUUCACCUUCCUAUACUUCACCUACUAUGGUAUGAUGUCAGUGGCAGUGACCCCAAACCAACAUAUUUCCGCUAUAGUUUCCUCUGCAUUUUUUUCAAUAUGGAAUAUCUUCUCAGGAUUCAUAGUCCCACGGCCAAGGAUCCCAGUAUGGUGGAGGUGGUACAGUUGGGCAAAUCCAAUUGCUUGGAGUUUGUAUGGAUUGGUGGCUUCACAAUAUGGUGAUAUAAAGAAAAGCAUAGAAUCAAGUGACGGGAGUACAACAGUGGAAGGCUUUGUAACAAGUUACUUUGGUUUCAAGCAUGAUUUUCUGGGAGUGGUUGCAGCUGUGAUUGUUGCAUUCCCAGUAGUCUUUGCAUUGAUCUUUGCCAUAUCAGUGAAGGUGUUUAAUUUCCAGCGUCGUUAGGAACGCAUUCAAGUAUUUUGUAUAGAUGUUCCACGUAACGUUUGUAAGAAACUAUGCACAUAGCGUUUUGUAUUCUUUUAUUUAUCAAUUAAAUGUAUCAUAGUCCAAUAGUA